UUUACCUCGUAAGGUCCUUCUUCUCGAGUGUCUUAUUUAAAGGAAGAGAACAUCGAUUUGUACUUCGAAUACGUUGUGAUAAGGUACCUUUGGAGUUUAGUUUAUUAUCUUUUGAAUGGGAAGAAGCUACCACGAAGAUCGCGGGAAAUGUUUUUAUAUUAUAUCGUCGUAUUGUUCCUGUGUUGGCCGAAUGCGAGGGGAACUGACAAUGUCGUAUCUCAAGAUGAAACCAUCUACGAUCAGAUUGCCACAGCAUCGGAAAAUAUAAGGACUAUCGUUAAGACCGUUCCACCAUCGAUCGAUACUUCCAUUCAUUAUGAAAAUUCAAAUGGAUUUAUACCAAUGACAUCAGCCACUAUUACAUCUAAAUAUCAUCAACGAGUCGAAUUUAUCCCAUCAACGACGUACAAUCCAAUAAACCUGUUCGAGGAUCAACAAGAAAAUUCUACAACAUCCGCUUUUCUCAAUCGUGAUAUCAAAGGGAAUCUUUUGAGAAAUAUUGAAAAGCUCGAAAGUGAUUUAGUCGAAUCACCGGAAGCAAGAAUAUUUCUCGAUCUACCUCAUUCAAGUACGAAUCGUAGAUCCUUUGAAUUUCAAGACGAUCAAAAUACAUUCGAAUUGUUGAAAGUACAUAACGAUACACCGGCGGUAGCUAAUUAUAAUGAUUUUUACGAGAAUAUAGAAAACUUUGGUGAGGUAGAUGAUACCAACGAGGAUGAAAAUUUGUCGUUGAUCAACGAAAACAAGAGCGAUCGAAGAAAGAGAAUUGGUAGUUAUGCGACGAGUUAUGGUACCAUGAACGAACAAAGUGGCAAGACGGAGGACGUUUAUGGUCGCUAUCGUUCUUACGAUGCCGCAAAAGAUGAGAAAAGAACGAGUCAAAUGCCAGAGAAAGUAACGAGUAAUUACCAUCAGCGCAAUACCGUGAACUAUAACGGUCAUGGGCAGAGUACUAGCAGGCAAAAAAUAACGGAGACAUCAGCGGCCUCAUCAAGGACGAACUAUGAAGACAAUGAAUCGAAUAAAAACAAUGGAGAUAAUUAUGAUAAUUUGGCAUCGGCCUCGAAUCUUUCAAAGAAUCGACAUAAGUUCACGAAACCUGUAGUGGUCGUUGAACCAAACCAUUAUCAGAUCGAGUUGAACUUUGAUAAACAGUCGAGCAAUGCUCAGAGUACUCCGUCUACCGAAAAUCAUUUUAAACAUUCCGAUUCUAUCGCUGCUGAAUCGUCUAAUGUGUAUAAUAGAUAUCAUCAGGAAGCAAGAGGACGUAGUUACAAUCGGGAAGACUCCAAUGACGAUUCCAAUGAUAGCAUGGAUUAUAUGGAUUAUACCGAGAAACCUGCAAGAGUACAUAAAAGUAAAAGACGACCUUACAGCGUAGAAACAUCGAGAAGAUUACCCAAGGAACAUCGUACUGUGAUCGAAGACAGUAUGGAGUCGGAGAAUUACAGAAAAAGACCGAGUUCGACGAGAUUGAGAUCUCAUCGACAACGUUCACAGUCAACGACUUGGACCAAUGACAAUAGAAAUCGAAACGAAGACGAUAGUACCGAGGAAAAAGUUCAUGAAUCCAGAAUGCAUGUUUCUAGUUCGCAGAUAAAACAACAAAAGUCCCAGCAGCAUUUGAAAACAAAGCCUAACAAUGGAUGGAGUCAGUUAGGACCGAACAUCGAAAUCUCUCAUUCGAAUGGGAUCGAGAUUAGCCCGAUAGAAAAAUCGAAUCUCGUUAUACCGGUUGGUCUUAUGUCAAUAGCUAACUUUGAUCAUGCCACCGCACUAGGUAACAGUCAAGGAUUCGACGUAUCCAACGUGCUUUAUCAAAAUCUUGUAACACCUACACCAAUUGGUACAGUUAGCACAGCUACUACUCCUCUUCUCAGUUCGCAUCAAUCUAACGUCGGUCAGAACGUAGUGGCAACUUCAAACGUGCCAAGAACUUUAACGAAUUUACCAAAUAUUCAGAACGUCGGAAUAUCUACACCGAUACCGGAUAUCAUAGUUGGUCAAAACAGUUAUCAGAAUCCCUCGCAUACCGUGCUCGUUCCCCAAGCAAAUCUACCAAACAAAAUCCCGACAAAUUCAAACGCUCAGCACGUUUCCAGUACUAUAACUCCUAUCUUUGCUCUGACGACUAGACUGACUCCAACUUUGCAAAGUCUACGUGUUCAAAAUAUACCGAAUAACAUCACUCCUCGACCUGGGUUUGCUACUACAACUCCUAGUUCUAAUUUGCAACAAAUUACUGUGAAUCAAAUGCAACAAGGCAUUUCACAUUUGAUAGUUCCACAACCGACCGUUCAAACGUUAUCUAAUCUUCUCCAAGCACCGACACAAACUAAUACUGAAUAUAACAUACAAGUUAAUCCUCAUGGGCUUCAAGGUCAAAAUGUUAUUUCUCAAAAUAACUUUCAAAUACCUAAUUAUCCAAUACAUACUGCCACAACGCCGUCCCCUCAAUUUCAACCUGUAACCAGAAUAAAUCUUAUCACAACCGAUACACAAAACAAAAAGACUUUUAUCCCAGCCUCCGGUGGUAAUAUUUUAGCUUCUGCCAGUUUCACGGUAGGACAAAGUUCGCAAGUACCAUCGCCCAACGAUAAUAAUUAUGCCCCUCAAACCAAUUUCAGACCAAUAUUUCAAGAUAAUCCAUAUAGAGUAAUAAAAGAUGAUAACAAUAUGCCAAAAGCAAAGACUUAUCUACAAACUGCCAAUUUAGUACCUUUCUAUCAUCCGGUUCCUCCUAUGGAUGAAACGAGUUUGAAUCAACAAGCAUCGCAGAGUGUACACAAUAUGAAUUUUGUCUUACCUAGAUUACAAGAACAAAAUGCUCAAUAUCAAAACGUUUUACACCAAUUGCAACUGCAAUUACAUCAAGGUCAAUCUUUGAGAAAUAAUAAAUUUGCAAAUUAUCCGUAUCAAACCAGCGACACCGUAAGUAGUCAGACGAUCAAUAAUGUCAACACGCUACCCGUUCCACAGAACAACAAUUUUGCACAUCUCCCAAAAGUUGGGACCAAAAACGUCGAGAUUUUGAAUCCGAAUAUUAAACCAAGUCCAAUAGACACUACUAUAAUGCAUCCUCUUCCCACUCUACAUUAUCCUAUUAUAACAACACCUAUUCCAAUUCUAAGCACAACACCGAUAUCAUUGAAUACACUUACUCCAAGUUAUACCGACUCUUUGACAGAUACAAGAGCUAAUCAACAAAGUUCAUCAACGAUGGACAUGAAAACAUCACAGAAUCAAGAAAAACCGAUCUUCAAUCCGAUCAAUUUCGUUCCUAACGUAGACGUUAUAAAAAAUCAAAAUGUUCUAAAUAGCAAAUUGCAAAAUCACGAGACACUUCAGCAACCUUUGAACUUGGUCCCUUUGAUACCCGACGGAAAUUUCUUUAAGCCAUCGUUCGCAGCACAGAGUGAAUUACUGACAAAACCAAAAUUGACCACCGAUUUAGAAAAAUACGCGGAGGAAAUGUUCAAGGAGUCAUUGAGAACGAUUUAUAAUUCUCAAAAGUGGAACAACGAUAGAAAAGUUCAACCUUCGAAUAAUCAGACACACGUCGAGCCAAACGAUAUCGUGGCAUUGAAAAAUGAAUUGAUGAAAUUGAAGGCAACGCUACCGACGGAUACGAAACAAAAUAAAGAAAUUCUUGAAGCUUAUCAGAGCGAGAACAAAAUUCGAACGACCGAGGCAACAAAAUUAACGAGUUCUGGAAAUGAUAAGAAAAAGCCAGAUCCAUUGUUAGCAACGUUAGAAGAACUGUUAAAAGCACAAUCAUCGGCAGAACCUACAUACGCAAAUAAUCAUGGACAUCGACACAAACAUAGUCGCAAACGACCAUACUCGUCGAACACAAAACAUUUAAGAGAUUUUCUAACACCACCGAAACCAAGCUCGUUCCAUUCGACGAGUCAUUAUCACGAUAAACUCAGCAAGAAGAGACCUAGUUCCGCACCGCCUAGAUAUAGUCAUCACUUUGACGGUCCCAGACACACGAAAAUAAAUGGGUUAAACCUGAAAUCGAUUAGUCCUGAAGCUUCGGCAAGUAAUAUUGAUGGAGUACGCAUUAGUCGUCCCGGUUAUCCCGAUUUCAGGAAAAUUCCUUCAGUAGACGAUUAUCCAACAUUUACAACCUCGACGCCAAAUAUUGAUGAUCUUAAAAAAUUCAUUAAGGAGCUUAAAUCUUCGAGUUCAACAAACAAAAGUAACGAGUACGAUAUUAAUCAUCCUAGAAUGCACAAUCUUCUUGCUUUAUUGAUGAAGAACAAACAAUUGCCAUCGAGCAAUAAACCAACUUAUUUUCGCAAUAGCGAUCAAUUGCGACAAUUUUUCGAGGACGAGAAACGAAGGUUACAGGAACAAUUUUACAACGAUACUCUGAGAAGCUAUUUGGAAAAGAAUUCUGAAAAUGUUUCACGUAUGAUGCCUAGGUCUAGUGUAAUCGGUGCCGAUAGAGUUUAUGCGAAUGCGGCCGCGUAAAUCUAACGAAAAAAUUUAAUAGGUGAGAAAUUUAAAUUAGUCGAUUCAUGUAAUUACGAUGUCAUAUUUUUUACUCCAACGAUAUUGCGUUGCUUGUACUAAUGUACAAACUAUACGCCUAGAAGUUAAGUAGUUAAAAUGUAUUAUUUUUUAUAAGAAACAAAAAAAAAAACAAAAAAAAAACACACAGUUCAUAUUUUCUUUGUUUAAAGCUUACAAACGCAUAUAUCACACAUACAUACAACGUUUUUUCUUUUAGUGUAAUGUACUUGCGCGGUACAUUAUCUUUUAAUGAAAAUUUCUUUGCGGUUACUUAUAACCAUUCUUAAAUAUAGGAGUAAUAUGUACGUGUUCUGUUUGGUGAAAAACGAUGAUAUCGUUAUUGUAAAUAUUAAUGUAAGAAAAAAAG
This is a messenger RNA of Vespula vulgaris, 4888 nucleotides long. RefSeq lists its product as uncharacterized. The transcript has 2 exons. The coding region runs from base 148 to 4479 and encodes 1443 amino acids. The record is from RefSeq and is a predicted model, not a curated record. NCBI's taxonomy places the organism in Eukaryota, Metazoa, Arthropoda, Insecta, Hymenoptera, Vespidae.